This is a messenger RNA of Salvia hispanica, 2833 nucleotides long. Its product is annotated as subtilisin-like protease. Gene Ontology annotation, biological process: proteolysis. Gene Ontology annotation, molecular function: serine-type endopeptidase activity. Lineage: Eukaryota; Viridiplantae; Streptophyta; Magnoliopsida; Lamiales; Lamiaceae. The record is from RefSeq and is a predicted model, not a curated record.
CCUUCUAUAAGAUGCAUCCAGAAUGAACACACCAAAUUCACACUUGCUCAUAAUAUGAAUUUGUUCAACUUCAACAUGUCUUUCCUCAUUGUUUGCAUAUUCUUCAUCACUAGCCUGCCCAAAUAUUCUGCAUCUCAGACACCAAAUAAAAGUAGUUUACAAACCUACAUUGUUCUUGUCGAGGCACCUGAUGACGGCGCAAGUAUCAUGUCGGAAUCCGAAGAAUUGGAGAGCUGGUACCGCUCUUUCCUACCGGCCGCCACCACCGCAAGCUCGGGGGAAGACGAGGCGCGUCUCGUCUACUCGUACCGCCACGUGUUCAAGGGGUUCGCAGCCCGGCUUUCGGCCGACCAGGUGAAAGAAAUGGAGAAGAAGAGAGGGUUCGUGUCAGCACGGCCACAGAAAUCGAUGUCGCUGCACACAACACAUUCUCCCAACUUCCUGGGGCUCAACCCGAACACGGGCUUGUGGAAGGAGAGUAACUACGGGGAAGGUGUGAUCAUCGGUGUGCUCGACACGGGAGUGCUGCCCGAGCACCCUUCGUUCACGGACGAAGGAAUGCCGCCUCCCCCGGCUAAGUGGAAGGGGAAGUGCCAAUUCAACCACACCACAUGCAACAACAAAAUCAUCGGAGCCAGAUACUUCAACGCGGAGGACCAGAGCCCCCUGGACGACGACGGCCACGGGACCCACACGGCGGGCACUGCUGCUGGGAGAUUCGUCCGAGGUGCCAAUCUGUUUGGCAUCGCCAACGGCACUGCUGCUGGCGCCGCGCCACUUGCUCACCUAGCCGUAUACAAAGUGUGCUGUGGCGAAAGCGACACCCUUGCCGGUAUGGAUGCCGCGAUUGAGGAUGGAGUCGACGUGCUCUCGAUCUCUCUCGGCUCGGUAACGGAUAACUUGUACGAUGAUUCUAUAGCAAUCGGAGCAUUCAGCGCGAUGGAGAAGGGGAUCUUCGUUAGCUGCUCAGCCGGAAACAACGGUCCCCUUUUCUCGUAUGUGGGAAACGGGGCACCUUGGAUUCUGACGGUGGGAGCAAGCAGCAUAGACAGAAAGCUGACUGCAAAAGCAGUGCUCGGAAACAACCAACAAUUUGAGGGCGAAUCAGCUUUCCAACCGUCCAACUUUCCGCAAAAGCAGUUCCCCCUGGUGUAUGCAGGGAUGCUCAACGCUUCCGAUGAAGAUGCGCCUUACUGCUACAACGAAUCACUCAGCCGAAGCGACAUCCGAGGUAAGAUAGUGGUGUGUGAGCUAGGUGGAUUUUUGACAAGGGUCGAAAAGGGAGCAGCCGUGAAGAGUGGCGGCGGCGUAGCCAUGAUUCUCUUAAACUUUGAGUAUUACGGAAACACCGUUACGACGGAAGCCCAUGUCCUCCCAACCACUCACGUCACCUACGCCGCCGGACUCAAGAUCAAAGCUUACAUAAACUCCACAGCAGCGCCCACCGCCACUAUUUCUUUCCAAGGGACCGUGAUUGGUGAUGACCGUGCACCAGUCGUCGCUUCGUUUUCCUCCAGGGGUCCUAACUUUCCAAGCCCUGGAAUCUUGAAACCCGACAUUUUAGGACCCGGAGUCAAUAUUCUUGCAGCGUGGCCCACUUCCGUGGAAGGCAACCCCACCACAAAGUCCAACUUCAACGUACUUUCGGGCACCUCAAUGUCGUGCCCGCACCUCAGCGGCGUGGCGGCUCUGCUCAAGAGCGCGCAUCCCGACUGGUCUCCCGCCGCGAUCAAGUCCGCCAUCAUGACCACCGCGGACGUCGUGAACCUCGCAGGUAACCCGAUCGAGGACGAGAAGUACCUCCCGGCCGACAUCUUCGCCACGGGAUCGGGCCACGUGAAUCCAUCCAGAGCUAAUGAUCCGGGGCUCGUGUACGACGUCCAGCCCCAAGACUACCUUCCGUACUUAUGCGGCCUCAACUACACGAACCGCCAAGUCGGGACGUUCCUGCAGCGGAGGGUGAAUUGCUCGGUCGAGCCAAGGAUACCGGAAGCAGAGCUGAACUAUCCUUCAUUCUCUAUCAACUUAAACAACAGAUCAACUUCCCAGGUUUACACCCGGACCGUCACAAACGUAGGCGACCCGGUCUCGUCUUACCAGGUGGAGAUCUCGCCGCCACAGGGAGUUGAAGUCCGUGUCGAGCCGACCACGCUCAAGUUCACCGAGAUGAACCAGAAACUGCAGUACGAGGUCACGUUCAGCCGGCUGGCCUCGGCUCCGAAUAAGCCGUUCGUACAAGGAUUCUUGAAAUGGACAUCUCCCAGUCGCUCUGUUCGGAGCCCUAUUGCAGUUAUAUUGUCUUAAAUGUUGCUGGAAUGAAUCAUGUCUGAAACUAGGAUCAUAAUAGUUUCAGAUUUAUAGACUUAUGUGAGAUGCCUAUAUCUAUGAAGAAUAAUUGAUUUCUGCUUAAUUCAAAAUUAUAACAAAAUCAGUGAAAUUAUGUUGUCAAAAUAUUGAAAUUUGUCCCACAUCGGUUUCUGAGCAAAGAUAUAUGGCGUAUAUAUGAAGUGAAAGAACAUAGAUUGACGCCGAGCCUUGUAACGUGGGCUUGUGACCCGAGUGGGGGCAAUAAGGUGGUUGGACGUUGGGCCAUUUCCGGUCAGCUGGGCUUCGGGCAGCGUUUCUGGCUUGCCCGUUCCAAGCGGCGGAGUUGGGCUGCGCGGCCCGUUCGAAGGGACGGGCCUCGUGGCUCCUAAAGUGGAGGGCACCGCGUCAGGCUGGCUUAACAGAGCAGCGUUAAACUUCCCGCUCUCUGCAGUGGAAGGAUUACGAGCCUGUGCUGUCCGAGCCCAUUAAAGUUGAAUUGGUUGGCCCAAUUGAACAACCACUUUUU